This is a messenger RNA of Trichoplax adhaerens, 402 nucleotides long. Its product is annotated as hoip-prov protein. Gene Ontology annotation, molecular function: RNA binding. The coding region runs from base 1 to 402 and encodes 133 amino acids. The record is from RefSeq and is a predicted model, not a curated record. Gene Ontology annotation, cellular component: small-subunit processome; precatalytic spliceosome; box C/D methylation guide snoRNP complex. The transcript is spliced from 5 exons. Lineage: Eukaryota; Metazoa; Placozoa; Uniplacotomia; Trichoplacea; Trichoplacidae. Gene Ontology annotation, biological process: mRNA splicing, via spliceosome; maturation of SSU-rRNA; ribosome biogenesis.
AUGGCUACCAUCCCUAUAGCGGAUGAUAAAGUUAAUCCUAAAGCUUAUCCUUUAGCGGAUCAGCAAUUGACCAUCAAGAUUUUAGAUCUUGUACAACAAGCUGUCAAUUACAAGCAACUGAAAAAAGGAGCCAAUGAAGCAACCAAAGCCUUAAAUCGUGGUAUCUCGGAAUUUAUCGUUAUGGCUGCCGAUACAGAGCCACUGGAGAUUUUAUUACAUCUACCCUUGCUAUGUGAAGAUAAGAAUGUGCCCUACGUAUUUGUUAAAUCCAAACAUGCUUUAGGUAGAGCGUGCAACGUUACUCGUCCGGUAAUUGCUUGUGCAGUAACGGCCAAUGAAGGAUCGCAAUUAAAGCCUCAAAUCUUGUCGAUACAACAAGAAAUCGAAAGAUUAUUAAUUUAG